Molecule: messenger RNA, 903 nt
Organism: Nicrophorus vespilloides
Lineage: Eukaryota; Metazoa; Arthropoda; Insecta; Coleoptera; Silphidae
Product: larval cuticle protein LCP-30-like
Exons: 4
Coding region: 1-903 (300 amino acids)
Cellular component (GO): chitin-based extracellular matrix
Molecular function (GO): structural constituent of chitin-based larval cuticle
Source: RefSeq, a predicted model, not a curated record
AUGAAAGUGUUAUAUAAAGAGGAGCCGGUCAGUCGUAGGGGACAGUUCAUCAACGUCUUCGUAACGAUAACACACGCACUCAACAUGAGAUUCCUGGUUGCUGCUUUGGUGUUCGUGGGAGUCGCUUACGGCGACGAAGAUGGUCAGUACCGUCCGGAAUCCGUCGGUUUCUACGAGUCUGGAAACGAAGACGGUCGUUACGUGCACGAUAAUUCCGGACAGUACGUGCCCGACGAUAGCGGUCUCUACGUUCCAGAUGAUAGUGGACGUUAUCUUGAUGAUGGUACAGGAAGAUACACGGGUACCAAUGACAGAUACAGGCAUGAAGGAGGUCUCAGGUUUAGACCCAACAGUGGUCAAAAUACUGCAUACAGGCUCCAAUCAAUCUUAUCUGCACAAACGUCACGCAACGAGCAGUUCGCCAGACCAAAUACGUUUGAGGCAAAAAAGUAUCAAUUGAAGACAAACAAUGAAGUUAAAAGGGCUUUUGGUAGCAAGUCUUCCUCCGCACCUAUAAAUCCGACCCGUCGGUAUCCUUCCGGUGGAUUUCCUGCUCCAGCCAAAUAUAAUCAAGGCCGAUUUGAUGAUGGUAGGUGGAGGAUCAUCAAGCAAAGUGGAAAUGUAGGCAACGAUGCUUAUCAAUGGGAAUACGAAACUGAAAAUGGUAUAAUUGCUGAGGAAAAUGGAAAAGUUGUGAACAAAGGAAACAAGGAUGCAGAGGCAAUGAGGGCUAAAGGAUAUUACAAAUACACAGGACCAGAUAAUAUUGUGUACACAGUAUCUUAUACAGCAGAUGAAAAUGGAUUCAUUGCAAAGGGAAAUCAUCUGCCAACUCCACCUCCAAUUCCAUCUGAAAUCAUCAAAGCUCUUGAACUUCAGAGAGCAGCCGGGAAAUUACAAUAA